This is a messenger RNA of Columba livia (rock pigeon), 2535 nucleotides long. It is a transcript of the gene DEPDC1B, whose product is annotated as DEP domain containing 1B. The coding region runs from base 129 to 1718 and encodes 529 amino acids. NCBI's taxonomy places the organism in Eukaryota, Metazoa, Chordata, Aves, Columbiformes, Columbidae. Gene Ontology annotation, biological process: intracellular signal transduction; positive regulation of Wnt signaling pathway. The transcript has 11 exons. The record is from RefSeq and is a predicted model, not a curated record.
CCGUCACGUGCCGCCGCUGCCACCCAAUAGGCGAAGGCGGCACCUCUCGGGCUCGGAUUCAAACGGUCGGCGGGCGCGGUGUGUGCGGCUGCCGGUUUCCGUGGAGACGGGGAGGCCCGGCCGCGUCCAUGGAGUCGCGGCUCGUCGGCCCCGGGCCCUACCGCGCCACCCGGCUGUGGAACGAGAUAAUAGAACUUUUUCGUGCUGAGAUGCCUUUACGGAAGCAUCGUUGUCGCUUCAAAAGCUACGAGCGGUGCUUCAAAGCAUCAGAAGCAGUGGACUGUUUACAUGAAUUGCUUGGCUCUAAUCAAAACUUUGGCCCAGAAGUAACUCGCAAUCAAACGGUUAAGCUGCUUAAAAAAUUCCUGAAAAAUCAUGUUAUUGAAGAUAUUAAAGGACGAUGGGGCAAAGAAGACUUUCAAGAUGAUGGCCAUUUAUAUAGAUUUCCUCCUUCUUCACCGCUGAAGCCAUAUCCAAAGAAACCUUCAUGUGGAAGGGAAGUCAUUAAAUUUCCAGACUGGAAUGAACCUAAGGCUGGCACUUCCCAAGAACACAUCCCAGUGAAAUCAGUCACAAUGAACUCUGAGAUGUGGUACAAGCGACACAGUAUAGCUAUAGGGGAAACACCGGCAUGCAAACUUGUGUUCCGCAGAGAGCUAACACAAACAAAUAUAGAAGAGAUAUGGAAAUCCAUGACUUUGUCACAGUUACAAAAGGUCUUGGGUUUGGAUUCUCUGGAUGAAGUGUUAGACACAAAACUAGUGAAUUCAAAGCAUAUAGUCCAAAAUGCAUACAAUGUAAAUAAGCAAGGGAUUGUCACUUUAGAAGACAAAUCAAAAGAACUACCUCACUGGAUAUUAUCAGCGAUGAAAUGUCUAGCAAAUUGGCCUAGCUGCUCAGAUUUGAAGCAGCCUACAUACUCAGGAUUUGAAAGAGAUGUCUUCAAAACCAUAGUGGACUAUUUUGGCCAGAUGAAAGAACCUCUUCUCACAUUUCAUUUUUUUGAUGUUUUUGUUAGUGUGUUAGGUCUGCUGCAAAAGCACAGCAAGGCCAUAGAAGCUCUUCAGAUAUCUUGUCUCCUACUGCCACCCGAAAAUCGGAAGAGACUACAGCUGUUGGUGAGGAUGAUGGCAAGAAUUAGCUGCAACAAGGAUUUGCCACCUCUUUCUGAAUCAGUGAGGACCAGAACCUUGAUGGUUCAGGCAUUUUCCCGUUGUAUUCUCUGCUCAAAGGAUGAAAUGGACUUGGAUGAACUGCUUGCUGCUAAACUAGUAUCUUUUCUCAUGGACAAUUAUCAAGAGAUCUUAAGUGUUCCUUCCACCUUAAAAUCUUCUAUAGAGGAACAUGUUGUACGUCUCCAGAGAGUCCAAAUAAAAUAUGCUGGAGCUGAUAGUGAUGGGACUUUUCCUCCUCCAUCAUUUUGUCAUCAAAUCAGUACAGACGAAUUUGAAUACCAAAGGGCAACUGGCUCUCAAGAACCACUGGCAGCUUUAUUGGAAGAAAUCGCAAUGAACAAAGAAAUAUCUGUGAAAGACAAGAAGAAGCAGCUCAAGCAAUUUCAGAAAUCUUACCCUGAAGUGUAUAGAGUACGAUUUCCUACCCCUGAAACUGAAGCAGUGCUAUUUCCAGAAAAAAAUAAACAGAAACCACCUAUACUGAUGUGGGCUUUAAAAAAGCCUUUUCAACCAUUUCACAGAACCAGAAGCUUCCGGAUGUAAGUUGUUUAAAAGAUAUCAAUGAACUGAAUCAAAGUAUAUUAUCAGUGGAUUUUAUGCAAAAGGAGCCUGAGCAGCACGUAGUUACUCAAAAAAACUACUGGAGAUGCUGCUGAGAUGAUAGAAAAGGUCAAAAGAAGAGGAAAGUAUUGAUGUGGUAGAAGUGUGAGCCUCUAGCAGUAUUUUUUUUGUAAAUCAUUCUUUUUUGUGUCUGUUAUUUAAAAAUAAAAACAAAAAAUUAAAAAAAAAAAAAAAGGAAAAAAAAAAAAGAAAAAACAAACAGCAAACUCAAGGGGAUUAAUCUACCUGGGGGAUAAAGUACACUUACGGUAGCGUGAGUUGAUCGUAAUUUCAAGGUCUAAAUGUAUUUGUGUGUGAUGUACUGUUGGUAAAUAAUCAAUAGCAUUUUUUUUCUCUGAAAAUGAGUGUCUACUGUAUAAACUGGGCUGUGUUUGUUCACAUGUAGCUUGAUGAAUUAAUUUACUGUACAUGCCUGAAAAAGUAUGAAACACUGGAUUUACUGUUGUACACCUUUACUGUGUACACCUUUAUUUUGGAAAACUGUACGAACUUAUUCUUAAUUUUCUGAUUCAUAUGAUGCAUUAAAGCUGAGUCAACUAUUGAAAUUCCAUGAACUUUUUAUAGUGCAGACCCAUUCUUUUAAGGAACUUGGUAUUCAAAAUAUUUUUGUGUAUGUUCUUACUACAUAGUGUGGUACAAAAUUUGAUGCUUGACAAUAGAAUGUAUUUUAUCAGGAAAAAAAUGAAGCCUUGCAUUUCCUCUGGAAAUGAAAUCCAAAUAAUAAAGCAACAUUGAAGCA